Molecule: messenger RNA, 1296 nt
Organism: Hansenula ciferrii
Lineage: Eukaryota; Fungi; Ascomycota; Saccharomycetes; Phaffomycetales; Wickerhamomycetaceae
Exons: 1
Coding region: 1-1296 (431 amino acids)
Source: RefSeq, a predicted model, not a curated record
AUGUGUGGUAGUGAGAUAAAAUUGUUCGAGAGAUUGGAGUUCCCGUAUACCAAGGAGGUCAAGGACUUGAAAAGUAAGGCUAGACCUAAUCUCCAACUAGGAAAUGUUAACAAAAGUUUUUAUGGUGUUUUGAAAGACAUAAGAAAUGACCUGAUAUACAAGAAGCUGAAGGAUAAAGCCAAACUAUGGCUAGAUAGAUAUAUUUCUGACAUAGCUGGUGUAACGGACAUCAAUAUUGAUCAAUAUUAUCCACCUGAAGAUAUUGAAAAAUUGACGCUUUUUUUGAAUAAAUUGAAAGAAGCAGGUAUAUCAGAUAUACAUUACAAUUCUGUUGUCUACUAUAUUUUAAAAGAUUUUUCAUUUGAUGCUGCAGAAAACUUCAUAAAAAUUGGAUCGGACAAACCGUUAUCAGAUAUGGGUAAUUUGUCUUUAACUUGCAAGAUUGGGGCUACUCAGUAUGAUUUCAUCAAUUCAUUAUAUUUUUUUGAUAGAUUCAAUUCAAUUGAAGCUUUUAGACAUUUAGAAAACGGUAGCAGGGCUAUUCAAAAUCCACAGUUUAUUGAACAUUUAAUUAGAUUCUCCAAUAUUCUACCUUAUGAACCAUAUAUUGAUAUAAAAAAAAUUACAAGCUUGAAUGAUAUUAGAACUUAUAUCAAUAUCAAAUCAACUCAUGGGACUUCAUACUCAGUGAUGUCUGUGAUAUCCAACUUCAGCACAUCAAUUUUACUACUUGAUUUGGAUAUAUUGUUCAUUUAUUUAAACGCCUUGACUGAUGUCUCACCUUUAAAUUCAAUAUUAUUAUUAAAUGAACUUAUAGCAAAUUAUCAACCAGAUUCAUUGCCAAUUUCUAUUGAAUUAAUAACCAAAAUUAUCGUCAAGAAACUGUUUAUCAAAACAUCAAGAGAAAGAGAUAUAAUGAGACAAUUAUACCUUGAGGGUAUCCUAUCAGAACCUCAAUUUAAUCAAAUAUUCAACACUGUAACAAUGUUUGAAAUAUACAACAUACAACAUUCUCCAAAGAUUGAAUUAAUACUUUAUAAUAUAUUAUUAGGUGUUAAAUCAAACGAAGAAAAAUUAUUCAUUACAAAAUACCCACAUUAUUUUAAUAAAUUAGAUGAAAAUGAUGAUCAAGUGAAAUCACUUAUUAGAGAUUUUUUAAUUUUGAAAACUGUCUCUGGAUUCAUUGUUAAUCCAGAUGAUUUAUUAAGUUUAACUAGAUUUAACAAUACAAUUACAUCACCAGAUCAAAUAAGAUUAUCUGAAAUCGCACAACUGUUUGAAAACAAAAGAGUAUAG